AUGGCCGACUCGGCGGACCUCAAUCUCGACGCGCCUAGCGACCUCCAGGAUAUUCCGGAGAUGGCGAUGCAGUUGGUUCCGCCGCCGGAGGGGACGUUUGCUGACAAAGCGUCGCUCCUGGCCGCUGUGCAAGCCCACGGCAAAGCCCACGGGUACAAUGUUGUCGUCAAGUCGUCGAGCACCCCGACAGAGAAGAAGCCCGGCCGUACGGCCAAGGUCUGGCUGCGCUGCGACCGGGGUGGCCAUUACCGCCCCCGGAACGGCCUGACGGAGGAGACGCGCAAGCGGAAACGCACCUCGCGCCUGAUGGACUGUCCCUUUAUGCUGGUUGCAGCUGGUACUCCUGGCAUCUGGACUCUCACCGUCUUGAAUCCCACGCACAACCAUGGGCCCAUCAUCGAGCGGCCGCGCCAGGUGCCUCAUCACAAGGUGAAGAAGGGUCAGAUCUCCUCCGUACCCUAUGACUGGCCGCACGAUGCCACCUUUACGCCAUUUACUACUGCUCUCGUCAUCAUCGAUAUGCAAAAGGACUUUUGUUCGUCUGGCGGGUACAUGGAGUAUCAGGGAUACAGCAUUGCCGCAGCGCAGGCUCUGAUUCCCAAGCUGCAGCGUGUCCUCCAUGCAUUCCGCUCUUCUGGCUUUCCAGUAUACCACACCCGUGAAGGCCACCGACCUGAUCUGUCUACAGUUUCGACCCGGGAGACGUACCGGUCUCGGAACAAUGCGUCUGGCCUCGGCAUCGGUUCCCCUGGACCUCUCGGGCGUCUUCUUAUCCGCGGGGAGAUCGGCCAUGACACCGUGGACGAACUGUACCCGAUUCACGGGGAACCCGUCAUUGACAAACCCGGCAAGGGAGCCUUCUCACACACGGACUUUGAGCUCCUGCUCCGGAACAAGGGCGUGAAGAAUCUGGUUCUGGCGGGCGUCACGACGGACGUGUGUGUGUCGACGACUAUGCGCGAAGCCAACGACCGGGGCUUUGACUGUCUUGUACUGGAAGACGGCACGGCCGCCAGCGAGCCCUCUCUGCACAUCAGCACGCUCGAGUCCGUCAAGAUGGAAGGAGGCAUUUUCGGCGCAGUCGCCAAAUCAGAGGAUGUGAUUCACGCGGUCGAGAACUUCAAAGCCAUCACGGUGAAGAAACUUGCGCCUCAAAUGACGGUUUAA
Molecule: messenger RNA, 1167 nt
Organism: Penicilliopsis zonata CBS 506.65
Lineage: Eukaryota; Fungi; Ascomycota; Eurotiomycetes; Eurotiales; Aspergillaceae
Exons: 4
Coding region: 1-1167 (388 amino acids)
Source: RefSeq, a predicted model, not a curated record